AUGCUUCUUAGACAGCUUCAGGCGAAAACUCGCCAAAUUGGAGGUCGAGGAGCCGACACUUCACGCUGUACAGACGUUCUUGAUGGCUUGUCGUUCUACACCAUCCGGGCUCGACCUCAUGAUACUAAAAAAAAGGAUGUCAAAAUGGGAACAAAGUGCAGUCACCGACACGGAGCUAGACGUCGCACCUUCAAAUGCAAUGACGCCGUUUUUGUCAGGGACUACAGAGGACCGAGGCACUCCUGGAUCGCUGGAACAAUUGUACGACGUCUUGUGAAUACUACUCAUUACAUAGCGCACUGCCGGAACUUACUAUGA
Molecule: messenger RNA, 318 nt
Organism: Haemonchus placei
Lineage: Eukaryota; Metazoa; Nematoda; Chromadorea; Rhabditida; Trichostrongylidae
Source: the annotation of a GenBank genome assembly